Candoia aspera is the source of this 3003-nucleotide messenger RNA. It is a transcript of the gene PAQR4, whose product is annotated as progestin and adipoQ receptor family member 4. Bases 163 to 981 code for a protein of 272 amino acids. Gene Ontology annotation, molecular function: signaling receptor activity. The transcript has 3 exons. Gene Ontology annotation, cellular component: membrane. NCBI's taxonomy places the organism in Eukaryota, Metazoa, Chordata, Lepidosauria, Squamata, Candoiidae. The record is from RefSeq and is a predicted model, not a curated record.
AAAUUGUGAGCUCAGGCUGCGGAGGGGAAAAGGAGUGGGGGGAAGCCCAAGGAGGAGUCCCCGCCUGCAGCGGCCCCAUCAGCAACGGCAGAAGCAGGAGGAAGGAGAGCUAGAAGGAUGCGGAACCCGGGUGGAAGCUGACCCUGGGGGGGGAGCCCGGCCAUGGCCUUCCUGGGGGGAGCCCGGCUCCUGGACUGGGCCAGCUCCCCCCCUCAUUUGCAAUUCAACCGCUUCGUGCUAACGGGCUACCGGCCGGUCAGCUCCGGGUCCGGCUGUCUCCGCAGCCUCUUCUACUUGCACAACGAGCUGGGCAACAUCUAUACCCACGGUAUCCCUCUGCUGGGGUUUCUCUUCGUGCUGCCGUUGACCAUUCCAUGGGCUCGACUUUCAGAAUCAUGGCUGGGAAUAGUGCACUAUUUGGCUUGCAUUUUUCCACAGCUGGGCAGUGUGCUUUACCACCUCUUCAUGAAUCAUGAGGGAGGCCCUGCUGUUUACCAUACCUUGCUCACCCUUGAUAUGUGUGGGGUAUGCAUGGUCAACACAUUGGGAGCUCUGCCAAUCAUCUACUGCACGCUGGCCUGCUCCUCACUUCCUCGUACUAUUGCCCUGCUGGCCUACACAGGCUUGUCAAGCUAUGGUAUCUUUUGUGCAGUGACUGCUCGCUCCAGUGUCCGGCGCUUACGAGCCUUUGCCUGGCAGGCUGUGUUCCGCUUCUUUUUCUUCUACUUGCGGUGGGUGGGACUAGGCACUGGCAAUCCCACCUCUCUGCGUUCAUACCUCAUUAUGGAUGGUCUGGCCUUUCUUGGGGGCGUCAUCAACAUCUCGCGGGUGCCUGAGCGCUGGAAGCCAGGCUGUUUUGACUAUUGGUUCAACAGCCAUCAGAUUAUGCACGUGUUGGUAGUGGUCAGUAUACUCUAUCUCCACUGGGGAGUAGUGGCUGAUCUUCAUUGGAUCGCCAACUAUGCCUGUCCAAUGGAUUGACUGCAUCAUUUUUGGACUCAUCCCUUCCACAGAAAAUCUGCUGACUGAGAAGUGAGCAACUUCUAAGGUGUGAGCCAUUGUUCUCAUUGUUCAAGAUCUUCUACAAGGGCUGAAGUGCAUAAGAAAGGACAUCUUCUGGAUAUCAUUUAUUUAAAACAGGUUGCACUUUUUUCUGUGGGGGUUAUACAGUAGUUUCCUAUUGGUUGAUUAUUCAUGGAUCAACUUGUAUAGGAUUUAUAUACUUGAGUCUAAAGUAAUGGAUUUCCACUGCUUGACGUUCUUAGAACAGUCUGUGCUGUUCAAAUAUUCUUCCAAAUUACAACAGGCAAACAUAAUUUGGUUUAAAAAAAUUGAUCUCUAAUGACAUGUGGGAAAUAAUGAACUGUACCAGUGAAGAUUCCCAUCCCACCCCCACAACUCUUAUUCUUGUUCGCUGUAGGACUUUUUGUCAUCAGAGCUAGUCUUCAAGUAGCUUUGGUGAUGGUUGGAAGAACUCUAUUACUUGGAUCUCUGUUUUAUCUACAUUGAAGAUGAAAUGGGCACUGGGAAAAGAGAGAUGUUCUUAGUAGAUGUUGGAGCUGAGUGCAGCUUCUCUGCUUUUUGGAGACAGUUACUUAAAUACUUUUUAUCCAGGUAUCUUUUAGACACCAUGCAAUACUUUCUUAUUUUUAAAAGGGCUUGUCAGAUACCAGAAUAUUAAAAUCUUCUGCAUAGUUGUUUUUCUUUACCUGCCAGAAAGAUAAUUAGGAGCCUUGAAACUGGAUUUGGGUUGAAGUUCAGGAGUCCAGAUUUCAAUUUCUGGGUACUGUCAUCAACUUUAGGGCCAUGACUCCUUUGCAGCAUACCUCAGUUUCCUAUUUCUCUCUUGGCAGAGUAUACACAAGUUUAUGGUCAGAUUGGAGUUCUUUUUCUGCUACCACAUCCCAAUUUUACACUGACCAGAGCAGUGCUUUUCAAAGCUUUAUAGUUUUGUAUGAAUUUGGAAGAACUCUUUCUACUCUAUUGAUAUGGCUGCUGCAAUUGCAGCAAUCAAUAAUAGGCAAGUGAGAUGCUGCUAUCUUCUCCCCUUUAUUACUGUCCUGACUGGUCCGUUUACUGCAGUUUCUGAAUUUCAUUUCACUUCUUUCACUGGCUUCUUGAAUUGGUCCAUUCUGAAGAUUUCACUUUUUAAUUUGACAUGUUCUGGUACAAAUGGAAUCUUGAGAUUGAUUCUUCCUCUGAAGAAUUCAGUUUUUAACUGCUGGUUCAUGGUCAGAAUUUUUGGGGGGAGAGGGUACAUUUUGAGAACCUAAUCUGAAGUGGCAGGUUGAGGUUCAAAGCAGCGUUCUAGCAAAUAUCUUUAAAUCCCUUCAAAGUCUUCUCUUGGCUCAAAAUUAGGAACUGGGAGAGGUAGCAUUUCAUUUAGGUACCUAAAUUUGGCUCAUAGUCCUUAGCUGCUGAACCACGUUAGGUACUGGUGCAUGUAAGACCAUUGUCUAAAUAGGGGUGAAGUAUGUGUGAUCUUAUAGGCCCUGGUGCUCUUCCACAUCUGAACACUUAAGAAUUGUGCAUAAUGUUAUUUUCAAUGUAAAAUGGAUCUUCAAGUGGAAUUUUAGUGUUUUAUGGCUGAUCUUAAAAAUCACAUUUUUGGUUUAGCCUCAAAAAUACAUCUAAAUCAAGCAACCCAAUCAAUAUUUGAUAGCCCUUUAUAUUUUGCAUUUAUGUAGAUCACAAUAAUUUGGCUUUUAAAAAGCUACGUGUAGGUGUUCCUCUCCUUGAAAUGGGGGAUUCUCUAUUUUCUAUGCAGCACUGAGUUACUCCAUAUUGUAUUAGUGAAUGAGCCACAAUACAUUUAAGAAAAUGGUUAAAACAUACUAUGUGACCUUUACUGAAAACUAGUUUUCAAUGUAUAGUAAGCCAAACCUAUUUGGAUUUUAGUCUAAUUUAGGGACAAAUAAGGAAAAAAAUCUACAGGUAUCUUUCUAAGAAUGUAAGUGGCAGUGAAAACUCCUUCCUUCAAGGAAAGAAACAGAGGUCAGAGGA